This is a messenger RNA of Aureobasidium musti, 1467 nucleotides long. The record is from the annotation of a GenBank genome assembly. NCBI's taxonomy places the organism in Eukaryota, Fungi, Ascomycota, Dothideomycetes, Dothideales, Saccotheciaceae.
AUGGAUACCAAGAUGGGAAACAAUAUCAAUCCCGCUCGAUGGUCUGAUGGUCUCGGACAAGCUCGCAAGCGGUCCAAGUUGUGGCUGACAGCAAGUGUUGCAGCACUUUACUUGACAUGGACGGCGGUAUGUACGAACUCACAGUUCUGUGUUCUACUACCUACUGACCAUUCUAGUAGANAGUUGUUCGCUGCAAAAUCACAGUUUGAUCGUGUGCAGCAAUGUUCAAUAGACAACUUGCACAAAGACCUUUACUUCUUGGAAAAUGCGCGUCCGAUCAAAACGCAAGAGUUUCUGGACAGACGCGACAAUCUAGCAAAGGCUUUGCAUGUUUCUGGAGUUGACGGAUUCGUUAUUGAGCCAGGAUAUACAUUCCAAUACUAUGCCAACAUCUCUCAACCACAGUGGGAACCAUGGGAGCCCACUGUCAAUACUAGUACAGGGGAAGUCAAAGCCAAAACCUCCUUCUUGAGUCCACACUUCGAAGAAGGCAGAGUGAGAAUGCUUGGUAUCCCUUCAGAAGGCGAACUCGACAUCAUCGUCUGGGAAGAACAUUGGAAUCCUUACCAAACGCUCAAAAACAGUCUUUUCCCUGACAAGAAUGCAACCCUCAUGGUUGACGAAGAGAUCCGCGAUUUUCUUGUGCGUGGACUUGAUGCUAAUGGCUUUAAGACAGUCGGUCUUGGUGGUGAAGUGGAAGCUGUGCGCCAAGUGAAGACUCCUGCAGAGGUCGAGUUGUUGCGAGCCGUCAACACUGGCACUAUCGAAGGCAUCAGAUCAAUGCGACCUUGCCUAGAGCCCGGAUUGACGGAGAAUGAAGUGAUUCAGAUCCUCGACAACACUUUGAAGACCAUUGGAUUUGAUCUCUUCUUCGAUAUCGUGUUGUUUGACAGCAACGCGGCUCUUCCUCACGGAGGCUUUGCAACUGGAGACAAGGUUCUGACUCAUGAAACGAUGGUCUUGAUCGAUGCUGGUUAUCACUACAUGGGCUACUCAUCUGAUGUCUGUCGAAGCUUUUUCGUUGACCCUCCGAAGGCGUCUUUACUUCGUCGUCUGCUUCGUCUACCUGCACCAGAGGUACAGAAGAACGAGCUCCACGCAGAGAAACUCAGGGUGUGGGACAUCGUUCUAGAGGCUCAGACAGAAGCCGGCAAGAUGUUCGUACCGAACGGAACAGCAGCCAAUGUAGACAUUGCAGCGAGAAAGGUUAUCGAUGACGCUGGCUACAAGGGAACCUUUACCCAUCGACUUGGACAUGGCAUUGGUAUCAAAGCACACGAAUCUCCUUACCUCAACAAGGGCAACCAUGAAACCCUGCUUCGUGCGGGGAUGACAUUCACUGCUGAACCAGGAAUCUACUUGGAAAACAAGUUUGGGGUCAGACAUGAAGAUAUCUACCUUGUCAAGGAGAAUGGACCGGCGGAGGUCAUCAGUGGAAAACGUGCUGUGUCGCCUUACGAGCCUUGA